Notodromas monacha is the source of this 4883-nucleotide messenger RNA. The record is from the annotation of a GenBank genome assembly. NCBI's taxonomy places the organism in Eukaryota, Metazoa, Arthropoda, Ostracoda, Podocopida, Cyprididae.
GUUUCUUGCCGAUUCGUAGAACUGUGAUAUUGACCCGUGUCUUGCCAACGUUGUUAUACUGUUAUGGGUUUGGUGGACCAUGGUCCUUUCUCAGUAUCACCAGAGCCUCUUGAAGUCGACCCAACCACGCUCGCAAUUCGGGAGCACAUAGAGAACGUCGUCGAAAAAUUAAUCAACGGACAACUUGAUAACGCUGCCGUCGGACGGAUCUUCCAGGAUCCUCUGUAUGAUGGAUUGUUCCUUAAGUAUGUCGGACCGCUUGCGGAGUCUCUGGCAGAUUUGGGAGUUGCAAUUCAACUCGCGCUCGCUGGCGAACCUGGAGAUGUUCCUAGCUCUGCUCAUGCUGGUGUGCAAAUAUUGAUAGAGGAGCUUGAAUUGGAAUGCCGACGCAUUCCCUUAUUCAAGUAUGUUGGGGAAUCGUUGCCUGAUGACUUCGCUUCACAGACCUACGAAGAAAUAUUGGCUCAGGCUAUCUUGAACCAGGUGGUACUUGAGCGUCAGUGUGCUCUUGGUCUUCGAUCUCCAAGUCGCACCAGGGAUUCUCAGGUCCAAACUGACGGGGAAUUGGAUUCUUUAGAUGAAGGCUUCUUUCGUGCUGACGAGACGAUCCUCCUCGCAUUGACCACCAUAGUCAUAUCGGCCUUGAUUUACCAAGUGGGCUUGUUGUUGCAAGCCGAAGACGUGGUGCAUUCCCUGGUCGCUAAUUGGGACUCUACGCAUCGUACCCGUGUGUCUGCUAACCGAUUACAUCGUUGCGUAGGACGCAGUUUCAAGCGAACGACCCAAAAGGCCGUGUCCACGGAGGAUGACGGGUCCUCGUCGGUUUCCACGUCGAACGGAUGUCCACGGUGUUCGUCUUCCGCUGACACGUCCACCUCGGAAUUUCUCAUCGAAGAGAAAACAGAAGAGGUCACGGUGACAGUGGAAGACAAUGACUCGGACGACAGUUCCUCUGGAGUUUGUAAGUCCGGAGACGAUGACUGGUCAAGUUGUGGAAGUAAAACGAGUCGUGGACGAAGCGUGCGGGUUCCUUUCCCUGAAUAUGGAUUAGACAUCGUGGAAGAAACUUCAGAGCUUGGUUCUGAUUCGGACGGCACGACGUACAAGUGCAUGAACCACGAAUCCUGGGAAGAAAACUGGUUAUUCCAGCGUCAGCGUUCCAUGGGAAAACUUUGGGGUGACGACAAUGUGUCGAUGCUUAUCCCGAAUCCGAAUUCCAACGCAGUCCCGCGCAUCGGCGACAAAGACGUGGACGAACUCUCUGAACUAUCCGAACACAUUUCCAUCGGUUCCAUCGAUUACUCUUCUACAUCCAGUGACGAAUUUGAGAGUGAACACGCUCGCGACACGAAAACGAAAGCUGCGGAUUUCGGACAGAAGGAUUCGGAAUACACUGAAGAUUACGCGGCUUACGUCAACCGAAGACCGAAGUUUGAAGAGUCUGAUGACGAGCAUGAAAAAGUUGGAGAAGUGCUUGAGCUUAAUGUGUGUGUUGAGAGGCAGUCGAAUGAAGCGAUAAAUCCCCGAGUAUUCCGGUUGAACGGACGGGAAUCGCGAGUCAUUUCCGAGAGCCAUGAAGCGACUCCUGCUGUUGAAAUCCGGAAGGAAGAAGGGCUAUUUGUGCAACCGACUCUGAGAAGGGAACCUCCGGAAGGGCUCCGAGUCUCCCUGUCACCCGCCACGUUGAGCCUUCAUGCGGGAAAAGCUCUCAAACUUCGGUGUUGCAUAGAAGGAGCCAAACCUGAAAGAGUUAUCUGGUUCCACAAUGGAGAGCCGUUGAUUGCGGGAGAGCAAGUGAAGAUAUGCUGUUCCCGUUCCGGGGAAUCGUCCGAGUUGCAUCAGCUGCACAUUUUCAACACCGGGGUCCAGGAUGCCGGCACCUAUUCGAUCGUGGCUGUGUGUGCGGAAGGCGAUGGCUGGCGAGACGCCCACGUGGUGGUGCGAUCCAGUGCGAGGGCGCAUCAUCCGCCCAAAUUCACCUCGGCCCUCCGUGGCACUUUCCGAGCCGAGAAGCGAGAAGUCGUGCUCGAGUGUCAAGUGGAUGGGUAUCCCGAGCCCGAAGUUGUUUUUCAAAAGUUGGCCGCCAGCACCGGGGACGUGGAGGUUCUCUCUCCCGAAAAGUUUUCCAUUGAAUCGACUCUUUAUGGGGAAUGGAGCCUUAGAUUCGACGCUGCUUCGAAACUUCCUCCCUGUGGAAAAUUUAUAGCCGUAUGCAAAAACAUUUACGGGGAAGCCAUUUCCGAUACUGUCGUGCAGUUUGACAGUGCGGGUUGGCAUCGGAAUCCUGUCAUCGAAGAAAUUGAAACGAUCGAAUUGGAAGUGAGUCCUCAGCUGGUCAGACUUCCCGGCGACGGAGCCGCUUCUCCGGAUAACAAACCAGUGGCCCGAAAGCGGAGGAGUCCCAAAAGGACCAUUCCUGCAGUUCAGAAAAAUGAGGAGAUUGUUCGAGAGGAUCACGAUCCUCUGCUUGCUGGUUCUCCUCCAAAACCAGGAACUAUCGCCGCCCGAGAGCACGAGAAAUGGUUGCACGCAGCACCGAUUCCGAACAAUCCGUAUUCCUCUGAAAAGCUGACGGAAAGGAUGACGAAUAAGGACUCUUUUGGGCUACUCGGCUCUGCCGAAUCGCUUCUCAAAGUCGACGAAAACUCUGACGGUCCAAGAAAAGUCAAUUGCGGUCCGAAAGAAAUUGAUUCCAGUCGUUACAAACGAGAUUAUUAUGUACCUGGGGAGGAGAGAAGCAAGAGGACUUGGGUUUUGAGUCCCGAGCUUCGAGCUGCCGGAAACCCGGUCACAUCCGCUGCCAGCAGCUCUGAUGAGCCGGAUGUCUCUGGUGUUGUUGCAGAAAAUAUUGCCAGACUAACGCUGAAAAGGCGACAGAAAACCCCGCCACCGAGAGCUUCUCCGUUGUUGGAAGAAACCGUGCAGCUUCCAUCGGUUCGUGAUCUGUCGAGGAAGUUCAGCUUCAAGUAGCUUCGCGUCGAAAAAGAAUAAAGGAAAAGGAGCUUGUUUUUUUUUUUUUGAAACCGUGUAUUCAAGUUUUGUACAGAAAGUUUUAUUCGCCAGCUUGGCCAGAUACCGGGGUCUUUCCAAAAAUAUCGCGAGUCGCAUGUAAACCGUAAAUGGAGGGCCGACAUAAUUUGUUUGCCCCCUCAUUCUCUUUCUGUAGUUCUGAACUUUUUGAACUCGAGUAAAUUUGAGAAAGGAAAUGUUGAUUGACGACGUAAUGGAACGCCCAUUUAAGAUUUUUUUUUGUGUAUGUGUGACCAAACUCAUGAUAAAACUUUUCAAACCUGAUAUUUAAUCUAUUCCCCUCCAAUCCUCCGAAAUUUCUAACGUAAUCCAGUAAUUUGAAAUUACCAACUCAACUGCGGUCAAAUCUAAUCUAUGAAAGUUCUUUUUUUUUCAGAUGCCUUUUGCAUUCUGUUGAAGGAUAAAAUCCCGACAAUAAAAGAUCAAUUUAACAGAGCAAAAUGAUUUCAUAUUUUCGCAGAUUAUGCAAGAGCUUAGUGCGUAAAAUGUAAUUGAAUUUUAUUAUUUUUUGUGGGAGGUCUUCAUUUUUAUUCCUUGCCAUCUUUGGCUUUUACCACUCGCAUUCUGGGAAGCAGGGAACUUGAGUGUCAAAAUCUGUGUUAGUGUUCCCCGGUUUCCCCGAAAAAAUCUUGAUUUAGGAGAGCUGGUGGCGAUUUUUCAAAAGAUUUUGCAUGAUGCACAGAAAAGUUACCACGUGGAAGAUUUUAAAAAUUCAGAUGCUGGAUAAAUGCAAGAAUCUAAGCUUUUGUAAGAGUACGUGUGCUUGAACAUCGGAAGAGAGUCUUACUGAGCAAGUGAAUUCCUGUUCUGAAGCUUCAGUUUUUCCGAGUUUUUUUUAUCCACUGCAGUUUGAAGAACCAAGAUUGAUCAGAAAUCAAAAAAGGUGGACAUUUGCCUCGAAUCGAACUGCUUCCAUUGAUUGUUGAAAGUGACUCGCGAAGCUUGGAAAGACCCGUGUAUUUCUUCUCCUGAGCAUAUCCUGAUCAUGAAUUCUUAGCUUUAUGAGAGUUGUAUUUCUGUAAAGGACAGGUUUAAAGUUUGUACCCCGAUUGCCACUCGACCGUGUGCCUGAAAAAAAUGAAAAAAGCAGUACCACACCAAAAAAAGGGAAAAAAUCUGUGUUCUUUCAGCCAUGGUUUUUGUUUUUGAAGAAAAAAAGAGAGAAAGGAAACGUCGCCGAUGACGCUCAGUGUUUGUGUGAAUGUGAAAUACUGUAUCCCCGCCCAGUUUAUUUAUUCAGUGGAAGCUCUUUUCAAAGCAUGUACAUUAUUUUUGGUCUGAAAAUGCUUCUUGAUCUGAAAUUCCCGCGAGGAACGUGACUGUUGCCAGGAGUUCACAUCCCAAAAAUUUCACGAAAUCGCGGAUUCGAUAUUUUUUUUAUUGCUGUUAUAUCGUUUUCGGUGAGUUUAAAAGGUUAAUCUGCGGUGAGACAUCUGCAUUCCUAAUUAUUCAGUUAAAAUUGUCGUGGCAAAUUCACUGUUCGACACCCGUAGUGAAUUCAGAAGCAGUUAUUUUUUUUUGGGUGCAGACUGUUGAGUCCUAAGAAAAAUUUGCCGGUUGAAAAAAAAAAUCGGAUGAGGGAAAAUGUUGGAAAUUAUUCGUAUUCCCACCGUUAACCAAAAAUUCGAGUCUACAGAAUGUUGAGUCGAGCUUCCAUAUCGUCCAGUUAUUAUGCUUUAAACGGCCUGUUUUUUUGUUUGUUUUUUCGCAAACCAAAUGGAUGCCAAGGAUGCGUAUCGUGAAAAAUAUUUAUUAUUCCGUCCAAGUUUCAUUGUUCGUGAAAAUAGUUCUGUUGAAAUGCGUGAGUUAUUAUUGAUGCAGCCGAAAUGGUAAUUAAAUGUUGGAACGAUGAA